This is a messenger RNA of Pristis pectinata (smalltooth sawfish), 2484 nucleotides long. RefSeq names its product TSR1 ribosome maturation factor (gene tsr1). Gene Ontology annotation, molecular function: GTPase activity; U3 snoRNA binding; GTP binding. The record is from RefSeq and is a predicted model, not a curated record. The coding region runs from base 1 to 2424 and encodes 807 amino acids. The transcript has 15 exons. Lineage: Eukaryota; Metazoa; Chordata; Chondrichthyes; Rhinopristiformes; Pristidae. Gene Ontology annotation, cellular component: nucleus; preribosome, small subunit precursor. Gene Ontology annotation, biological process: endonucleolytic cleavage of tricistronic rRNA transcript (SSU-rRNA, 5.8S rRNA, LSU-rRNA); ribosome biogenesis; maturation of SSU-rRNA from tricistronic rRNA transcript (SSU-rRNA, 5.8S rRNA, LSU-rRNA).
AUGGCGGGCAGCGUGGGGAGGCGGGAGCCGCACCGGCCCGGCUCCUUCAACCUGCCCAAGAAGCCGCACAAGGCGGGGCGGCACCGCAGCAAAGGCGCGGUGGAGCGGGCGAGCAGAGGGAGAGUUGAUGUGAAGGUCAUCAGCAAGAAAGCAAAGAAGGAGCAGAAGAAACAUGACCGGAGACACCAUGCUAGCCAGCGGCGGCAGCAGAGCAAGGAGGCGGUGCUGACAGAGAAGAGGAGUCUGGGCAGCAGAGAUGGCCCACCCCACCUGGUGGCUGUGAUCCCCCUGCACGGUGGCACCAGUGCCCAGGAUGCCCUGAGGCUGAUUCGGAGCGAUGAGACAGUGAGCGUGUUUGACAGUGAUGGAAGUGGCGAGCGCUUUGGGUUGGUUUCCCCCAGGUUCAAGCGGAGGUUUUAUUUCAUCCGAGUGAAUGCAGGUGAUAUUCAUGCAGUUCUUGACCUGGCCAAGGUAGCAGACACGCUGAUGUUUGUACUGGAUCCGUAUGAGGGAUGGGACAGUUACGGGGACUUCUGUCUCACUUGCCUACUUGCCCAGGGCUUCCCCAGCCAUGUGUUUGUGGUUCAGGGAGUUAACAACCUUCCCAUCAAGAAGCGAGCAGAUGCCAAGAGGAACCUGAGCAAGGUGUUGGAGCGCCGGUUCCUCGAUGCCAAACCCUUUCACCUGGACACAGAGCAGGAGGCCACACUAGUCAUCAGACACGUAGCCAUGCAGAAGCAGAGGCACCUGUCUUUUCGAGACCGUCGCUCCUAUUUACUGGCUCAGCACGUGGCCUUUGAAGCCAGUGAGGACAGCGGCCUCAUGGGAACACUGAAGGUGACCGGUUACGUCCGGGGGCAGACCCUGGAUGUCAAUAAACUGGUGCACAUUGUAGGACACGGGGACUUCCAGAUGAGCCAGAUCGAUGGGCCACCUGACCCCAUGCCCCUGAACCCCAAGAUUACAAAGAAAACACCGGGUGCUGAGGUGAGGGAGCCUGCUGCUGAGAUGGAAGAAGAAGUGAAAGUUCUCAUGAAAGCAGACUGCAGCAAGCAGGAGUCGCUGGAGUCAGAGGUGGUUCCUGACCCAAUGGAAGGGGAGCAGACCUGGCCAACGGAAGAGGAGCUGAGAGAGGCUGAUGAUGCAUUAAAAGAAAGCAGGAAGAUUGUUCGGAGGGUCCCAAAAGGCACAUCGGACUACCAGGCUGCCUGGAUUUUGGAUGAUGAGGAAGGGGUGGAUGAGGAGGAAGAAAGUGAUGGUGAGGUGGAGGAGCAAGACCUGAUGGGAGAGGCUAUGUCACAGGUCAGCGACGAGAGUAACGAUGAGGGAGAGGCUGUGGAGGAGUGCGAAACUAUGACUUUGCCCGAAAGUGUCCCUGAUGAUAAUUAUGAUGAGAAGAUUGACGAGGCUGAGGAGAGGGAGAUGCUGGAAAAGUACAAACAGGAGCGGAUGGAUGAAAUGUUCCCGGAUGAAGUGGACACUCCAAAAGAUGUACCAGCUAGAGUCAGGUUUCAGAAGUACAGAGGUCUGAAGAGUUUCCGGGCAUCUCCGUGGGACCCCAAGGAGAAUUUGCCCCGAGAUUAUGCCAGAAUAUUCCAGUUCCAGAACUUUACCCGAACGAGGAGACGAAUCUUCAGUGAGCUGAGCGAGGAGCAGGAAGGUGCAAUGCCCGGAUGGUAUGUCACAGUUCACAUCUGCAACGUGCCACUGUCAGUGAUGGAGAGUUUCAAGUCACAGACACCCCUGGUCCUCUUCACCCUGCUGCCCCAUGAACAGAAGAUGUCAGUUGUUCAUUUCUUGCUCAGGAGACAUGCAAGCAACAGCGAGCCUGUCAAAUCGAAGGAGGAGAUGGUCUUCCACUGUGGCUGCAGGCGAUUCCGGGCUCCUCCGCUCUAUUCACAGCACACGGCAGCCAACAAGUUCAAGUAUGAGUGGUUUCUGCGUCCCAAUACCACGGUGGUGGGCACGGUGUACUGCCCAAUAACAUUUCCCCCAGCAUCCGUUCUGAUGUUCAGGCAAAGAGCCAACGGUAUGCAGGACCUGAUAGCCACGGGAUCUCUGCUGAAGGUUGACCCUGACCGAGUGAUUGUGAAGCGAAUUACCUUGAGUGGCCACCCAUUCAAGAUCAUGACCAAAACCUCGGUGGUUCGAUACAUGUUCUUCAACCGUGAUGACGUGCUGUGGUUCAAGCCGGUGGAGCUCCGUACAAAGUGGGGUCGCAGAGGUCAUAUCAAGGAACCUUUAGGGACUCACGGACACAUGAAGUGUUUGUUCGAUGGUCAGCUCAAAUCCCAGGACACAGUGCUGAUGAACUUGUACAAGAGGGUCUUCCCACCCUGGGCAUACGAUCCGCACGUUCCCGAUCCGGUGCCGUGGGAGAAGUCCGAAGAUGGUGUUAGUGUGCAGGAGGUGACGAUGGACUAGAGUGAGCAGCAGGAUUUUGGAGUUGGUGCCUUCAUAUUAAAAUGUGCCAGUUCAACAACU